Molecule: messenger RNA, 6652 nt
Organism: Peromyscus maniculatus bairdii (prairie deer mouse)
Lineage: Eukaryota; Metazoa; Chordata; Mammalia; Rodentia; Cricetidae
Source: RefSeq, a predicted model, not a curated record
GGGAAGAACCUGGGAAUGAUGUCUUUUAGAGGAAUGUAGAGGAUAUCAGGACUUAAAUAGCAGAAGUCAUAGAAAGCUCACACAGAGCUCAUUUGGUUGGUCUUGCAGGAUGGGGAAGAUGGGACUUUUGAGAGUAAUGCAUACAGAGGAGGUCAGUGUCAUAGGAUUUAAGUGGGAAAUAGACUUCAUGAAAAAUUAAGCUAGAGGUCAUUUGUGUCUUAUUUUGGCCUAAAAUCUUUCUUAUUCUGCCCUUGCCCUGAGAAAUUGAGUGAGGUAAAAUUAAAAAGUAAUGGGGCUGAUUUCUUAGAUGGAAUAUUGAAUCUGUUGGAUGCUUAUUACUGAUGACUCAUUCAGAUCUACAGUGAAGAAAAACAACAAGUUGGGCAGAAAUAAAUGACAACAAAAGGUAGUUUCAGACGGCAGUCAUGUGCUGAAACAGAGGCAGGGAUUUUCAAGGAGAUCACCAUUAAAGAGAAGGCCCUUUUUCUACAGUGGAAGCCUAACUAGGUUCUGUAAUGACAGCAGGUUAAGCCUUCAAUUAAUGGAAGGAUUAGACAAAGUGAUUCCUAUCACCCAGAAUCAGCUUCAUAUAAAACCUGCUGCAGCUGUAGUCCAGUCUCUGCAAGGUCCAUCUCAAUUAAGAAGCCAAACUUGUGCUGGCUCUGGAAACAAGAAAGAAUCAAAAUUUCAGGUCUUAGAUUCCUGGUCUGUGGUUUCAGUUUGGCAUUCUUACAGUCAUCUAUGGUUGGCAGAGUCAUUGGCCCAGUGAGGAUCCUGUGAAAGUUCAUUGUUUGAAGCUUUGAGCAUGAAGCCUGGGUUGCAUUUGGAGAUCACAGGAUGUUGAGAUACCAAAGCUGUGAGACAUCUGCCAUGGAGAGCUGCAUAUAGGGAAUGGAAGUAGCCAAAGAGAUAUAUGAGAAAUUUCAGGAAAAUGAGACACCUAAGCUUUGAAACGGAAGCCCCAUAUGUCUGAGACAGAACUGUAAGAUUAGGUGUUUGCCCUACUGAUUUUCAGUCUUGCCUUGGUCCAGUCUUCCCUCACUGUGUUCCAGUUCAUCUAUGGGAAUGGGAAUGGAUAUUCUGUGCCAGUGUAUGUUGGAAAGAUGUAACAUGUUUUCUGAUUUUACAAGCUAACAGUCAAGUGGUAACCUUAAGUGUCCAAAGAGACCUUGAACAUUUGAAAGGGUAGGUUCUGUUGAAGACUAUGAGGAUCAUUGAAGGUAGACUAAAUGCAUUUAGAUCAUGGGGUGACCAUAAGCCUAUAAUGACUUUGGUCAGAAUGUAUUCAUUUGAAUUAAAACCCACCCAGAUAGGAUGAUGUAUUUGAAUACUUGUCUCUCUAUAGUGGCUCUCUUUUGGGUGCUUGUGGAAUUUUUAGUAGGAGAAGUCUUUCUGAAUGAAAUUCCUCAUUAGGGGAGGGAUUUGAGUGUCUUUAGCAUCAACCCAUUUCCUAUGCAGCUGUACCCCCAACCCAAGCAACAACCCCCACAGUGAGCAAGACAUCAGACACAUACCACAGAACAGCUACACAGACACCUUCCCAGUCACAGCAGACAGUUUCUGAUGUUAUUAGCAUGCUUCUAGGUACAACUCCAUUGCCACCAAAGUCCACCAACAUUGGAAUGGGAUUGUUUUACUCUCCAGGCCUCAGAGAAACAAAUAGGAUCACGACAACACCUUCAACACCAUUAAGCACACCAGAGGAUACCAUCCCAUCAUCUGGAACUGGGACACCCACUCUUCCUGAGAAGUCAGCUUUAACUCCACUCUCACUAACACUAGACAAAGUCACUGACACAAACAAACUUUACCCAUGACAAGUUUGGCAGUUACAAACACCUCUUCACCAACCACAGCCACCCUGAGGAAAACUGUUCACAGCAAAGUCCUAUCUGAGACUCAGGAAAAUGACACUGCAACUGUUUCCCCAACCCCAACAACAAUGUCCACAAUGAGCAAGCCACCAGACCCACACCACAGCACAGUCAUGCAGACAUCUUCCCAGCCAGCACAGGCACUGGUAUAGCCCAGUCACCUGAGUAUUCCACAGCCCUUGUCCUUAGCUCAUGUUCUUUGUGACUGGCUGUCAUGUCUUAUACCACUGCUAUACAUGGUAUCACUAAAUCCUGUAAGAUAUAGUUGAAACAAUUGAUAUUCAGUGCUAACCUGAGUUUUUGUAACCUGAGUUUUUGUCAAUUUUGUUGUUUUUGUUUUGAAGGCAAGGUUUUUCUGUGUAGCCCUGGUUGUCCUGUAAGUAGCUGUAUAAACCAGGCUGGCCUGAACUCAGAGAUCCAAAUUACUCUGGCUUCCAUGUCUUAUGAUUAAAUGUGGGCCAUCAUCCCUGGGUCUUUUUGUUUUUAUAUUAUUGUGUGAUGGGCCACCAACACUGGAAUGGGAUCAUUUUACUCUCCAGGCCUCAGAGAAACAAAUAGGAUCACGACAACACCCAUACAUGUGUACAACAGAAAGUGUGAUACUGGGAGGAGUGGACUUGGCAGGAUUCUUCCCAGAAGAAUCUCUACAAAGAUGUGAUGCAAGACACAAGUACUGCAGUGACCUAUGAUGAUGUGCAUAUCAACUUCACUUGGGAGGAGUGGACUUUGCUGGAUUCUUCCCAGAAGAAUCUCUACAAAGAUGUGAUGCAAGAGACCUACAAGAGCCUCACUGCUAUAGGCUACAGUUGGGAAGACCAUAAUAUUGAAGAACAUUGUCAAAGUUCUGGAAGAAAUGGAAGGUACAUAAAUUAUCAUACUGGAGAGAAAGCCUCUAUAUUUACUCAGUGUGCAAAAGCCUUUUCAUAUCACAGUCAUCUUCAGAAGCAAGGAAGUAUUCAUACUGAAGAGAAGCCCUAUGAUUGUAUUCAAUAUCCUGAAGCCUUUGCACACAACAGUAGUCUCCAAAUACAUAAAGAAACAUGUACUGGAAAGAAAACCAAUGAAAGUAAUCAGUGUGGUAAAGCUUUUCCAAGUCAUGAUCAUCUUCAAAUAUAUAAAAGAACACAUACUGGAGAGAAACCCUAUGAAUGUUCUGAGUCUGGUAAAGCCUUUUUAUGUGCCAGUAGUCUCCAAAGAUACAAAGGAACACAUACAAGAGAGAAACCCUAUGAAUAUAGUCAAUGUGGUAAAGGAAUUGCAUAUGUCAGUAAUCUCCAAAUACAUGAAAGAACACAUGCUGGAGAGAAACCCUACAGAUGUAAUCAAUGUGAUAAAGCCUUUUCGCAACACAGUCAUCUUCAAAUUCAUGAAAGAACACAUUCUGGAGAGAAACCCUACAAAUGUAAUCAAUGUGGUAAAGCCUUUGCACAACACAAUGCUCUCCUUAUACAUAGAAGAACACAUUCCGGAGAAAAACCUUACAUAUGUAAUCAAUGUGAUAAAGCCUUUUCACAACACAGUCACCUUCAAAUGCAUGAACGAACACAUUCUGGAGAGAAACCCUACAAAUGUAAUCAAUGUGAUAAAGCCUUUGCACAACACAAUGCUCUCCUAAUACAUAAAAGAACACAUUCUGGAGAGAAACCCUACAUAUGUUAUCAAUGUGGUAAAGCAUUUGCAUGUGCCAGUAGUCUCCGAAUACAUGAAAGGACACAUUCUGGAGAGAAACCUUACAAAUGUAAUCAGUGUGAUAAAGCCUUUUCACAACACAAUGCUCUCCAAAUACAUAAAAGAAUACAUUCUGGAGAGAAACCCUACAAAUGUAAUCAAUGUGAUAAAGCCUUUGCAUGUGCCAGUAGUCUCCAAAUACAUGAAAGAACACAUACUGGAGAGAAACCCUACAAAUGUAAUCAAUGUGAUAAAGCCUUUUCACAACACAGUCAUCUUCAUAUGCAUGAAAGAACACAUUCUGGAGAGAAACCCUAUAAAUGUAACCAAUGUGGUAAAGCCUUUUCACAACACAAUGCUCUCCUAAUACAUGAAAGAACACAUUCUGGAGAGAAACCCUACAAAUGUAAUCAAUGUCAUAAAGACUUUUCACAACAUAGUCAUCUCCAAAUACAUGAAAGAACACAUUCUGGAGAAAAACCCUAUAAAUGUAAUCUAUGUGGUAAAGCCUUUACAUGUGCCAAUAGUCUCCGAAGACAUGAAAGAACACAUUCUGGAGAGAAACCCUACAAAUGUAAUCAUUGUGAUAAAGCCUUUUCACAGCACAGUCAUCUUCACAUGCAUGAAAGAACACAUUCUGGAGAAAAACCUUACAAAUGUAAUCAAUGUGAUAAAGACUUUUCAUGUGUCAAUCAUCUCCAAAUACAUGAAAGAAUACAUACUGGAGAGAAACCCUAUAAAUGUAAUCAAUGUGGUAAAGCCUUUAUAUGUGCCAAUAGUCUCCGAAAACAUGAAAGAACACAUUCUGGAGAGAAACCUUACAAAUGUAAUCAAUGUGAUAAAAUCUUUUCACAACACAGUCAUCUUCAGAUGCAUGAAAGGACACACUCUGGAGAGAAACCCUACAAAUGUAAUCAAUGUGGUAAAGCCUUUUCACAAAACAGUUAUCUUCAGAUGCAUGAAAGAACACACUCUGGAGAGAAACACUACAAAUGUAAUAAAUGUGGUAAAGACUUUUCAUGUGUCAGUCAUCUCCAAAUACAUGAAAGAACACAUACUGGAGAGAAACCCUACAAAUGCAAUCAAUGUGAUAAAUCCUUUACACGAAACAGUAAUCUUCAGAUGCAUGAAAGAACACAUUCUGGGGAGAAACCCUACAAAUGUAAUCAAUGUGGUAAAGCCUUUGUAUGUGCCAAUAGUCUCCGAAGACAUGAAAGAACACAUACUGGAGAGAAACCUUACAAAUGUAAUCAAUGUGAGAAAGGCUUUUCACAACACAGUGCUCUCCAAACACAUAAAAGAACACAUACUGGAGAGAAACCCUACAAAUGUAAUCAAUGUGAUAAAGACUUCUCAAGACACAGUCAUCUCCAAAUACAUGAAAGAACACAUUCUGGAGAGAAACCCUACAAAUGUAAUCAAUGUGGUAAAGCCUUUUCACAACACAGUAAUCUUCAAAUGCAUGAAAGAACACAUUGCUGGAGCGAAACCCUCCAAAUGUAAUCAGUGUGGUAAGGACUUUUCACUACACAAUCAUCUCCGAAGACAUAAAAGAACACACUACUGGAGAGAAACUUUAUAAAUGUAAUCAGUGUGAUAAAGGCUUUGUUGUGCCCAUGUUGCAAGAACCCCAAGCAAGACCACCAGAGAGCCAAUAUCUGAUGCAAGUACAAAAGGGUUUGUUGAUAGUAAGCAAGCCCAGGCUUGUUCCUUGUCCAACACCCUGCCUAUGCAGGUGAAGGAGUAAGGCCCUGAGCUCUCAGAGUGAGGGGUUCUUAAAGGAAAAAAACCACAAGCUUGGGAGUACAAGCCUUUGCAUUUCAGAGUCAUACUUCAGUUAACAGGAACAUUUAGCCAAGAGAAGAACUACAGAAGACAAAAUAUCUUUGGAUACUUUCCCAGUACUAUUGGAGACUUUGAUGAAUUAAGCCUUUGUUUUAGCUAUUUCUUGGCCAGCAGCCUACCCACCCUGGGGAGUUGGGAUUCACCUUGACCGGAAUCUUAGCUUGGUAUUUAUGUCUCUGGAACUUGGUUCAGCUUUUGUCUUAGUAUUGCUAGAAAUGAAGUUUUCUUUAAAAUGGAAUUUGACUUGCUAUCUCAGCUUUCACAACAUGGUAAUCUUCAAAUGCAUGAAAAACAAAUUCUGGAGAAAAACCCUAUGUAUGUAAUCAAUGUGGUAAAGCCUUUGCAUGAAUCAGCAGUCUUUGAAAUCAUGAAAAAUCAUACUACAGGGAAAGCCUAUAAAUGUAGUGAGUGUACACUUUAUGUUAAUGUUUAUAUAAGAGUAAAACUUUUAGUGUGUAAUUGGUUUGUUAAAGCCUUUCAUUUUACAGUGGUCUUUAAGGACCUGAAAAACUAAUACUGAAGGAAAUUUUGUUAUAAAGGAUUUGAUAAGUUCUUUCCCAGUCUUAAUUCAGUUACACAAGAUUAUGCUGGAGAAAAAAACUGACAAGUUUCACCAAUCUCUUCAAGAAUUACGAUGUCCCUCUUUGUUUUGUUUGCACUUGUAAGUUCAUAUGGACAAAAGACAUGAAUUUAAAUAAUGAGGUAAUCCCUUUAUAUUCCACAGUUCUUUUAUUACAUGAAAUACAUAUCCAGUUGUAAAACUUAAUGUAUGUGUAUUAGUGCCUUUUCUGUUGCUGUGAUAGAGCAUUAUGCCUUAGUCAACUCAUGAGUGAGCCCUUGGUUGCAGAGGGAUGCAGGAUCACCAUGAAAGUGGCAUGGCAACAAGUGUCAAACAUGGCAGCUAAAGCAGAAAAUUAAAAACUCACAUCUUCCACCUGCAGCAUGAAUGUGAAAGUGGGAACUGGAAAUAGUGUGUGGAUGUGAACUCUCAUGCUCACUCCCAGGGACUUAUUUCUUCCAGCAGGGCACACAUUACCUAAAUCUUCUCAAAUGAUACCACCAACUGAGAAAGAAUGAUUUCUCUGACUGCAAACCUACAUGCUUGCUCUGCUUGCUUUCUGUUACAUAAAUCAGUUCAUGAUGAAGAAAAACUCUGUAAAUAAGCCUUUUGAUGCUUCAGCACCUGGGUUACAGUAAUAAAUACUUACAAGGGAAAAAAAUAUUGAGUGAAAAUCUGAUUAUUAAAAUACUUGUUUUAAUUUUAA